Molecule: messenger RNA, 2940 nt
Organism: Cavia porcellus (domestic guinea pig)
Lineage: Eukaryota; Metazoa; Chordata; Mammalia; Rodentia; Caviidae
Gene: Zfr2
Product: zinc finger RNA binding protein 2
Exons: 19
Coding region: 483-2549 (688 amino acids)
Cellular component (GO): precatalytic spliceosome
Molecular function (GO): zinc ion binding; single-stranded RNA binding; double-stranded RNA binding
Source: RefSeq, a predicted model, not a curated record
GGCAGCCCGUGGAAACCGGAAGUGUGGGAGACAGGCGGGCUCCUGAUGGACACCCUCAAUGGUCUUUCGGAUGUUGGCCAGCUAUGGGUGUCCUGUGAAGGCGAGAAAGCUCAGCAGCCCUUGGCCCGGACAGAGGCCUGUGCAGUUCCCUGUGAACCAACCCUUGAAAGUUAGGCCAUCAGCGUUCCCUUCCGUUCCAGCGCAGUGGUGCACGCCUGCUACUGCAGCUGUCCAAGAGGCCAAAUCAGGAACAUCGAAAGUUCAAAGCCAGCCUGGACAGCGUGAAGUCUCCCUCAGCCAUUCUCCCCCAGGCAUCUGAGGCCACCUACACCACUCCCCGGGAGAACCGUCCUGCUCGGCCACCAGACGCCAGAGCCCGGACCUCCCAGGGCAGCCACAGCCACAGAUGGUCGCCGGCCAGCAGCUCCCCGGACAGACAGGACUCGAACUGCCGGCCAGGACCCAGCUCCCCAGGCUAUGACAUGGCUGUGUCCUCCGCGGCCAGGUGUCCCGGGCGGCCACCGAAGCCCAAGGUGGGCCCCAAGCAAUCCCAGCUUCACUACUGCCAAGUGUGCAACGUCAGCUGUGCGGGGUUACAGACCUACCAGGAGCACCUGGAAGGGCAGAAGCACCGGAAGAAGGAGGCGGCUCAGAGGCCCGACCGCGGCUGGCUGUACUGCAACGUGUGCUCGGUGUCCUGCACCGGCGAGGACGCCUACGACGCGCACAUCCGGGGAGCCCGGCACCAGAAGGUGCUCAAGCUGCACGCCCGGCUGGGGAAGCCGAUUCCCCCCGCGGAGCCGGCGCCCAGCAGCGGCCAGCGCGCCCCGCCCCGCGCCGCCGCCCGCGAGGACUCGGGGGGCUCCGGCGUGCGCGCCCCCUACGGGCCCGCGCCGGCCUGCAGACGGCUGGCCUCCACCGUGCGGAUCGCGGGGCCUCUGGAGCCCCUGACUGCACACAGCAGGCCCCGGGAGGGGUCACCAGCAAGGUCCAAGCCAGAGCGACCCGGAGAGACGGCUGCCUGCACGGCUUCGGGGGAAGCCUCCGCGGGGGCCUGGGUCGCGGAUCCUGUGGGGCCGGAGUUCGUGGAGGAGGUGUUAGGCGACCAAGGGAAGGUGAUUCGCUACCGCUGCAGACUCUGCCAGUGUGACUUCAACGACCGCAACGCCCGGGACCUGCACUUGCGGGGGCGGCGGCACCGGCUGCAGUACCGGAGGAAAGUGGACCCCCACCUACCCUUGGUCACGGCGCCCGGCCGGCUCAGGAAGCUGCAGGAGGAGCAGGCUCGCAAGCACCGGCAGCUGGUGCAGCGGCAGCUGGAGGAAACGCGGCAGCGCUGGCGGGAGGAGCUGAGGCACCAGGAGGCACAGUGCAGGAACCAGAAGACGGAGCCGCAGCCCCAGAACCAGGAGCGGUCACUGCCGUCCCCCACCUGGGCCCUGCCGUCCCCUGUGGACAGGUCGGGGACAUCUGCUGCCCAAGCCCAGGCCAAGCGGCGGCCGGAGACCAGCGAUGACCGUCACGUCAUGUUCAAGCACGCGGUCAUCUACCCCACGGAGGCGGAGCUGCAGGCCAUCCAGAAGACCGUGUCGCAUGCCGAGCGGGCCCUCAGGCUGGUGUCCGACCUGAUGGCCGAGGAGGACUCGGAGAGCUUGGGAGAGGAGGGAGGCCAGAGCAGCGUGGCGUCCCCGCCGCGGAUCCUGAAGGGCGUCAUGCGCGUGGGCAUCCUGGCCAAGGGCCUGGUCCUGCGCGGCGAGAGGAACGUGCGGCUGACCCUGCUCUGCUCCCAGAAGCCCACGCGCGCUCUGCUGCGCAGAAUCGAGGCGCAGCUGCCCCAGCAGCUCCUGGCGGUGACCGACGACAAGUACGAAGUGUCCUCUGACCCCGAAGCCAGCAUCGUCAUCUCCUCCUGCGAGGAGCCCAGGAUGCAGGUCACCGUGGCCAUCACCUCGCCCCUGAUGCGGCAGGACCCCCCUGCGGACCCAGAGGGCAGAGAGGCCGCACAGCCCGACCCAGACAUCCUGAACCCCGACAAGUGCCUGGAGUCCCUGGCCGCCCUUCGCCACGCCAAGUGGUUCCAGGCCAGAGCCAGCAACCUGCAGCCCUGUGCCAUCGUCAUCAGGGUUCUGCGUGACCUCCGCCGAAGAGUGCCUACGUGGGGCGCCCUGCCAGCCUGGGCCAUGGAGCUGCUGGUGGAGAAGGCGCUGAGUAGCGCUGCCCGGCCCCUGAGCCCCGGGGACGCCGUGCGGCGGGUCCUGGAGUGCGUGGCCACCGGCAUGCUCCUCGCAGAUGGGCCCGGGAUCCAGGAUCCCUGCGAGAAAGACCGGGUGGACGUGCUGGAAUCCAUGACCCUGCAGGAGCGGGAGGACGUGACGGCCAGUGCCCAGCACGCCCUGCGCAUGGUGGCCUUCAGGCAGAUCCACAAGGUCCUCGGCAUCGACCCCCUGCCGCCCCGGCUCCGCUUCCGGAAGAGGCCGCGUGAGAUCAAGGCGGAGGAGGGAGCGUGGGACAGAAAGCGGGGCCGGAGGGGUGCAGAGGGGCUGGCGUGAACCCCGCCCCUUGCAGGGUGGGCCCUGCACUCUGCAGCCUGGGCGGGGUCUGAACCGUGGGCGGAGCCUGUUGCCUGGGCGGGGCCCGACAUGUGGGCGGAGCUUGAUGCCUGGGCGGGGCCUGACACCUGGAGCCUCGCCUUUGCCGGCUGCUGGUUGCUGGCGUGGGUGCCUGUGCACAGAGACCAGUGUCCCUCGCACGGGACAGGGACAUUUGCCUUUUUUCAGUCAUGUUCUGUCCCUUUCCAAAUGUCUGAGAAGUCACACGGGGCGCAGCAAGAGCACCUCCCUCUUCCUGUCCCCCCCUGGUCUUUCUUGGUGGCUUUAAACGCCCCCGUUGUGUGUACCCUUGAAAUAAAGUAGGAGGCCAGUCCUGGGUCCCCUGUGUCGA